AAGAUCCUGAGGAACAUGGAGGCCUCCCUGACAGCUCGGGAUCGCGUGGGUAUCCAGGAUUUUGUUCUCCUCGACGCCUACACAAGUGAGAGUGCCUUCCUGGACAACCUGAGGAAACGCUUCCACGAGAAUCUCAUUUACACCUACAUCGGGACUCUGUUGGUGUCGGUCAACCCGUAUAAAGAAUUAGAUAUCUACAGCAAGAAGCAGAUGGACACCUACAUGGGUGUAAACUUCUUUGAGCUACCACCUCAUAUAUAUGCUCUGGCAGACAACGUCUUCCGCACGAUGCUGUCUGAGUUCAACAACCACUUCAUCCUGAUCUCAGGGGAGAGCGGGGCCGGCAAGACCGAGGCCUCCAAGAAAAUCCUCCAAUUCUACGCCGUCAGCUGUCCAAGUACCAAACUUCUAAACAACGUCCGGGACAGACUUCUUCUGUCCAACCCAGUGCUCGAGGCUUUUGGAAAUGCCAAAACCCUGAAGAAUGACAACUCAAGUCGCUUUGGGAAAUACAUGGACAUCCAGUUUGACCAUCAGGGUGGUGCAGUUGGGGGGCACAUCCUGAGCUAUCUCCUGGAGAAGUCCCGUGUGGUGCAUCAGAAUCACGGAGAGAGAAACUUCCACAUCUUCUAUCAGAUGGUGGAGGGGGGAGAGGAAGAUCUGCUUCGCUGGCUUGGUCUGGAGAGGAACUGCAAGAACUACAGUUAUCUAGUGCAGGGUGGUUGCCCCAAAGUGAGCUCUAUCAAUGAUAAAAGUGACUGGAAGACGGUGCGGAAAGCCCUCUCCGUCAUAGAGUUCAGUGAGACUGAUAUUGAGAACCUCUUUGGAAUAAUUGCUAGUGUGCUCCACCUGGGUAAUAUCAAGUUUGCGGCAGAUGAUCGAGGAUAUGCUUCUCUCAACAACAACCAGGAGAUGCACUGGGUGUCAAAAUUAUUAGGGAUUCCUGCUCAGGUGCUACAACAUGGUUUAACCCACAGGAAGAUUGAAGCCAAAUCAGAGGAGGUGUUUAGUCCCUUCUCUGUGGACCAUGCAGUAUAUGCCAGGGAUGCACUUGCCAAAGCCAUCUAUGGUCGCACUUUCAACUGGCUGGUCAACAAGAUCAAUGAAUCUUUAGCUAACAUGGAUUCCUCUCGGAAAACAGUGAUUGGUCUGCUGGACAUCUAUGGGUUUGAAGUCUUCAGUGUGAACAGCUUUGAGCAGUUUUGUAUCAACUACUGCAACGAAAAGCUGCAGCAGCUUUUCAUCCAGCUGACCCUGAAGUCAGAACAGGAGGAGUACGAAAUGGAAGGAAUUGAGUGGGAACCAGUGCCAUACUUCAACAACAAGAUAAUCUGUGAUCUUGUGGAGGAGAAACACAGAGGAAUCAUCUCUUUGUUGGAUGAGGAAUGUUUACGUCCUGGUGAAGCCACAGACCUCACCCUUCUGGAGAAGAUGGAGGAUAAGAUUGGCGGUCACCCUCAUUUUGUAACACAUAAGCUUGCAGACCAAAAGACGAGGAAAACGCUGGAGAGAGGAGACUUCCGUCUCUUGCACUACGCUGGAGAAGUUACAUACUGUGUUGUUGGGUUCUUGGACAAAAACAAUGAUCUCUUGUAUCGGAAUGGGAAAGAGGUCAUGCGUCAGUCCAAGAACACUGUUAUCAAACACUGUUUUCCUUCUACUGAACCUGACAGCAAGAGGAGGCCUGAAACUGUGGUGACUCAGUUUAAAAGCAGCCUGGUGGGCUUGACUGAGAUCUUACUAUCCAAAGAGCCCUGGUACGUCCGCUGCAUCAAACCCAAUGAAGCUAAACAACCAGGGCGCUUUGAUGACGUAUUGAUAAGACAUCAGGUGAAGUACCUGGGGCUGAUGGAGCACCUGAGGGUCAGGCGUGCGGGGUUUGCAUACCGACGCAAAUAUGAAAUCUUUCUGCAGAGGUACAAGCCCUUGUGUCCAGACACCUGGCCCAACUGGAAAGGCACAGCAGCAGAGGGUGUGCAUUGUCUUAUCAAACACCUGGGCUACAAAUCUGAUGAGUACAAGAUGGGCAGGACGAAAAUCUUUAUUCGGCACCCAAGAACUCUGUUUGCAACUGAAGAUGCAUUUCAGGUUUGCAAACACAAGCUAGCAACAAGGAUUCAGGCCAAGUACAAAGGUUACAGGGUGAAAGGAGACUUUGUGAAACAGAAAGAGGCUGCCACAAAGAUUGAGACCUGCUGGAGAGGGCUGAUGGCUAGAAAGGAGCGGGAAAAGAGGGCUUGGGCUGUCAAAGUCAUUCAGAAGUUCAUUAAAGGUUUCAUGACCAGAAAUGAGCCCUCCUGUAAUGACAACAGUGAGUACCUGGCGUAUGUGAGACAGAACUACCUCAUACGGCUGAGGGAAAACCUUCCCAAAACAGUCCUGGAGAAAGAUUGUUGGCUCACCCCUCCGCCUAUAAUGAAGGAGGCCUCCCAGCUUUUGAAGAAGCUCUAUGUUCGCCAAAUGGUGAAGAAGUACAUACGAGGAAUCACUGCACAGAGGAAACAACAGUUACUGCUGAAAGAACAGACAAGCUCCAUGUUCAAAGGAAGGAAAGAAAACUACCCUCUCAGUGUAUGCAGACCAUUUCUGGACACCAGGAUAGGUCCAGAGGACAUAAGCAUUAAAGUACUUCAGAUGAUUCGGCAUGAGCACAUCAGGUACAGCGUGCCAGUGGUGAAGUAUGACAGAAAUGGGUUCAGGCCUCGUGUGCGGCAGCUCAUCUUCACUCAGGAAGCGGCUUACCUAGUCGAGGAGGCCAAGAUCAAGCAGCGGAUUGAUUACAGCUCUCUGAAAGGUGUGUCUGUCAGCAACCUAAGUGACAACUUCCUGAUCCUUCAUGUCACAUUUGACGACAUCAAGCAGAAGGGGGAUCUGGUGCUGCAGUGUGAGUACCUGUUUGAGGCCCUGACCAAGAUGAGUGUUAUUGCCAACAAGCAGAACUGCAUUAAAGUGGUCCAGGGCAGCGUGCGUUUUGACAUCCAGCCCGGCAGAGAGGGGUUUGUGGAUUUCAAGAGUGGUCAGGAGUCCAUGGUCUAUAGAGCAAAAAACGGCCAUUUGAUGGUGGAAUCUACAAGAACCAAGUCCAGGUGAUGCUGCCGCUGACUUGUGUUGUUGCUGCAGAUUGUAGUGACCGCCGUGUUCGUUCUGCUAUACUGCUUCAUCGUUGCUGCCAACUUGUUUUACAUUACUCACAUUUUUUUAUGCAACUUGAUGAAAAUAAUAUCCAACCAUGAAAAUACAAUAAAACAUACGCACUGCCAAUUACUUAGCUGUAGAUAGUGGACAACAAGCUCACUUGCCUUGCCAAGUGAGCCUUGCCAGAAUAUGUGUGUCUACUAGUUCCUUAUAUGUGGAAAUUGAUCUCAGUUCACAUUCAAGUCAUUGUCAUGUCAUUUAUAUCAAUAGAAGCACUUGUUAUCCUCUUUUUGUAUUAAACCUAUCUGAGAUCUUAAAAUAAGAUGAAAGAAUUAGAUUUGUGUGCAUCAAUGUAUGUUCAUGUUACGUCACCCUGUUACA
This is a messenger RNA of Labrus bergylta (ballan wrasse), 3516 nucleotides long. The record is from RefSeq and is a predicted model, not a curated record. Lineage: Eukaryota; Metazoa; Chordata; Actinopteri; Labriformes; Labridae.